Messenger RNA from Meloidogyne enterolobii, 222 nucleotides. The record is from the annotation of a GenBank genome assembly. Lineage: Eukaryota; Metazoa; Nematoda; Chromadorea; Rhabditida; Meloidogynidae.
AUGUCUGCAAAUAUUGAUAAGGAUUCUAAUGGAGUUGAAAACGGAAUUAACGGCAGCAAUUCAACAUCAGAAAAUGGUCACAAAGAGGAGCAACCUUUUGGCCGUCCUGAAUGGGAAUUGUUACAAAAACGUUUGGCAGUCUUAUACGACAAUGUGAGAGCUUAUCAUACAAAUUUACAACAAUUAUUGGCUGAUGCAAAGCAAGCGAAGGGAAAUCGAUGA